Punica granatum (pomegranate) is the source of this 894-nucleotide messenger RNA. The record is from RefSeq and is a predicted model, not a curated record. Lineage: Eukaryota; Viridiplantae; Streptophyta; Magnoliopsida; Myrtales; Lythraceae.
UACGUGCAUGUUACUGUCCCAAACGCCCGGAAGAUAGGUAGGGGAGAAUAGCCGGAAGAAAGCCCCACUUCAAGCAUGGCUAAUUGUUGCCUUCAUGGUUCAUGGAUUUUGUCCUGCCUCCUCUCGGGGAUGUGGUCGUUCGCGAUCCUCGCCCGAUCAAGUGCUGGUGGCUACUAUGCCCCGGCUUCUGCAGGAUUCAAGCCGACCACAUGGGCCCUUGCCCAUGCCACCUUCUACGGGGACGAGUCUGCUUCCUCGACGACAGGAGGAGCGUGUGGAUAUGGAAAUGUGUUCUCCAAUGGGUAUGGAACGAGCACGGUGGCAUUGAGCUCCACCAUGUUCAAGGACGGGUAUGGCUGCGGGACUUGCUACCAGAUCAAGUGUGUGCAGUCGAACGCAUGCAUAAAGGGUGUCCCCUUCACGACGGUGACCGCCACAAACCUCUGCCCGCCAAAUUAUUCCCAGGACUCGAAUAAUGGCGGGUGGUGCAAUCCGCCCCGGGUCCAUUUCGACAUGUCCAAGCCUGCCUUCAUGAAGAUCGCUCAGUGGAAGGCCGGAAUCAUCCCUGUCAUGUACAGGAGGGUACUGUGUGUGAGGACCGGUGGGAUCCGGUUCCAGUUCCAGGGCAACGGGUACUGGCUGCUGGUGUACGUGAUGAACGUUGGCGGGGGAGGUGACAUAGCUACCAUGUGGGUUAAGGGGACCAAGACGGGGUGGAUGAGCAUGAGCCACAACUGGGGAGCCUCCUACCAGGCAUUUGCAUCGCUUGGGGGACAGGCCCUGUCCUUCAAGCUCACUUCCUACACCACCAGACAGAUCAUUGUCGCUUACAAUGUUGCUCCUUCCAAUUGGCGCGCAGGGAUGACUUACCAGGCUAAUGUUAACUUCAAGUGA